Messenger RNA from Clupea harengus (Atlantic herring), 4748 nucleotides. RefSeq lists its product as uncharacterized. Gene Ontology annotation, molecular function: protein binding. The record is from RefSeq and is a predicted model, not a curated record. NCBI's taxonomy places the organism in Eukaryota, Metazoa, Chordata, Actinopteri, Clupeiformes, Clupeidae.
AACAGACUAAGCUCAGAGAUGGUCGUUCUUGUUUAAAUUUCAAAUUAACAUAACCCGGUCAGUGUUGGCUAAUGGUCUCGUCUAGAACAACCUUUGCAUCAACCAGGCGACCGUGCGGAGAGCGUAAGGGAGAAAGGAGAAGAGGAGUCAGCAGGCACUAGAUGAAAAUGGCGGAGACCGUACGCUCGUUAUUUGACUACCGAGAGCCACCAACACUGGACAGCGAUGGAGAGGGCAGCAAACCGCAACCUCCGCGAGGACGUGGCUGUGGAAGGAAGCGGAAAGGGACCCCAGUGAAAGUGUGCGAUCGUGUUUUUGCCACAGAGGAUGACGAAGAAAGCACCUCAGAGCACAGCUAUUGCCCAGGUGAAGGUCAGUACCAGGGGGGAGAGGGGGGCAGGCACAAACUCCCUGCUCCAGAAGGCCCAUACUACAUAGCAGACUCUACACAGCUCUGUGUGUCUGAGCAGGGAGAGGAGGGGGACAGCGGUGCGCGGGGGCCCAUUCUCUACCCCCCCACCCCAAACUGCCGCAUCCGUGAGGUGCAUUGUGGGAAUCAAGUGCGGCUGGUCGUCAUAGCAAUCCGCGACAUCACUAAGGGAGAGGAGAUAACGGUAGACUACAGUCUGACUGAAUGGGGCGAGAACGCAAUGGGUUUCCAUGGCACUGUGCCUCCGGCCGGUUUUGAGUGUAACUCUGACCCUGAAAAUGGUAUCAAGAAGGAGGAUGAAGCAGGGCAGGUGCCCGUCUCCGUCUCUGAAUACAUCACACCAUCCUGGUCCCUCUCUCCGUCCUCGUCCCCGCUGUCCCACUCUGACGGCAGUGACUCUGACUGUGAGGAAGAGGAGGAUGAGGAAGAGGAGGACGUUGAUGGUUCUGGCCAGAGGGGUCGCGCCCAGCAUCGGCAAAAGAAGCGCAGGCACCCCUCCCUGGCCCUGGCCUCCGGCUCCAUCUGCCCCGGCUCUGCCAAGAAGAAGCCCCCCCAGCAGCGUCCCCCAGGCCACCCUCCCGGCUGCUCUUCCUCUGCCUCCUCCAUCCCUCGCUCGCUGCCAUCCUCUCCGCCGCAGCAUCCUCACCCAACGCGCCCGCUCUUCAAGUGCCCGGCGCCGGCCGUGGGCGCCAGUAGCAGCCACGGCGGCGUGCACCUGCGCAUCCCCAUGCCCUACAAGCAGUGCUGCGUGUACUGCGGCCGUCACUUCCGCUCGCUGCAGCGCCACUUGGACAAGCACCACGCCCACCAGCCGGACGUGAGGGCUGCCCUGGAGCGCGCCCACACACAGCCACACCCGUCAGCCCACCCCCCACACCUCCACGCCUCCCUGCCUUCCUCCUCCUCCUCCUCCUCCUUGCACCUCAGAGACGGCUCUGCCCCCGGGGGAGGAGCAGCUGCCUUGGUGCUCCCGUCAGCCCCGCCCAGACACGCCCCUUCUCCGAACUCCAGGAGGAGCCCCGCCUUGUCCCCAGGCCCCCGUAAGAGCCCCGCCCCCAUAGCUACAACGCCACCCAGAAGGGGUGGGGUCCCUGUGUCUGUGCUGAAGAGGAGCCCGCCCACACAGGUGGUGAACCCGCCCAGGAAGGUGGGGCGUAAAGUGAAAAAGGAGAGAGAGGAGGAGGUGGAGGAAGCCGAGAGGAGGCCCAAAGAGGAGGAGGUGCCCACCCCCAUCUACAUGGAGCACAAAGAGGUGCUGGAGCUGCAGCAGCAGGUCUCUCAUCCACAUCUACCCCCAGCUAUUACUCCAGACGAGGAGGAUGACGACAACUGCAUGGGCGACUACGACAGUGGAGCUGAUGAUAAGAAGGACAUAAUUAGUUCUCGGCGGCCCCACAUCAUGCCUCUGCUCUCGUCGCUGUCGUCUCUGGUGCUGUACCUGCGUCGGCUGCAGCACUCGGCCUUCAUCUCUCUGUCGCGCUCCCCACAGUCCGCCGAGGCCUGGCGCCUGCUGUGCCACUCCAGCCUGGCACUGCUCAUCCUCUACAACCGCCGGCGCGAGUGUGAGGUCUCCAAGCUCACCAUAACCGAGUACCACGCCCGCAUCACCCCGCAGUGCCCGAUCCCGGUGCCCCCGGGUGCCCCGCCGGCCCUCACCCCGCUGGAGGCCUCGCUGUCGCCCUUCGAGCGCCUGGUGCUGCCCCACCUGCCGCGUGUAGGAGUGCAGGGGAAGCGCGGCCGCGUGCAGCCUCUCAUCCUGCCGCCGCACUCCGAGGCGUGCCUGGACAUGCUCCUGCAGACGCGGCCCGGCGUCGGCGUGGACCCGCUCAACCCGUACGUCUUCGCCCGGCCGUACCACUCGCCUGCCACGCCGCUGCGGGGCACAGACCUGCUGCGCAGCCUGGCGCGCUCCAGCGGCACGCGCAACCCCCGCGCCCUCACGCAGACCCGCGUGCGCCGGCAGGUUGCCAUCCUUACGCAGCUGCUGCUGCUCAGCGAAGGCGAGGAGGAGGCACAGAGGGGCACCUCCGUCCAGCGCCUGGAAAACUUCCUGCAGAGGGAAUACCACGUGACUCAAAGCUGUGCCGGGAUUGGCCAGGACCCGGGCCUGAUGGGGCUGAUCGGGCGCGUGGUGCUGUGCGGCGAGAGAGACGGAGUGCUCUUCAGAGGGAUGAGCCUGCACCACAUCUGCCUCGAGCUGGAUGUGAUGUCAGGGAACUCUGGGGACUCCUUUUCAGAGGAGUCGGAUGGAGAGCAGGGGAAGGAGAAGAUGGUGUCGGUGACCCCGGCAGCCAUGAUUAUGAUGAAGAAGGGCUCAGCCAACGGCAAGUCCCCGCGGCCUAAGAAGAUGAACGGAGCAUCGCCGUUCUCCCCCGGUCGCAAGAGAGGCUCGGGUCAGCCCAAACCAGGGAAGCGCGGCGUGCUGAAGCGACCCUGGUCAGAAGCAGAGCGGACGGCCGUGGAGUCCCACCUGACGCGGAACAUCGCCGAGCUGCGCGUGCCCGCCAAGGCCGACUGCGAGCGCUGCCUGCAGCUCUGCCCCCUGCUGGUCAGCAACCGGCGGGACUGGAGGGCCAUCAAGUUCUACUGCCACAACCGCAUCCAGCUGCUCAAGAAGACCCGGCAGAGAGAGGGCAACAGCUCUGACCCCCUGCCUAUCUGUUGAGGGAGAGGGGUGGAUAGAGAGAGAGAGAGAGAGAGAGAGAGAGAGAGAGAGAGAGAGAGAGAGAGAGAAAGAAAGGAAGAAAGAAAGAAAAUCCUAAAGAGCAAGGGAGGAGAAACAUACAGAUGGAUGAGGAGAGAGUUGUAUGGGCUGUCUGAAAAAACACUUUUCCCCCCCACAUAAUGGGUAGUUUAAGUGGCCAAAGAUUCCACCUCCAUUUUGGUACUUGUACGGUACAUGAAAUGGUAUUUUAGGGUCUCAGAGUUACACUGAGACUGCUCUGGACUUGGUGUCCAAUCAGAAUGCUGACAGUUACGAUACAAGAAAAGAAAAGUGACGCUUUGUGCUACAUGUUUUUACUAAAGACCUCCUAAUAUGUUGCUUUUUGAGUCUUGCGUAGAGGAAUUUAACGGAGGCAGUAGCUGCUCUCUUGACUUUGUUGUAGAUGUUUGUUCAAGUCGUGCUGCUCCUGGUAUUUUGGAGUGUUAACUGGGAGAAUCUGGUCUGACACAUGCCUCUGACGCAGAGACCAAAGGACUCAGUCACAGGCAUACUCUCGGUGUGAACUGCUGACCGUUUUUUUUCUUUUCACAAUGAACCGCCGUGAGAAGAUGAAGGAUGGAGAUGAGGAGAAGGAGCUAAAGGAUGAAUGUUGACCACUUCUGAGAUGAACCACAGAAAGACACUUCUUAUCAAUCACUCACUCUUCUUUGGAGUGCCUGGGCAGACCAAAGGUUUGCCACAUGGCUUUAGAAAUGUUAUGUGUCACCAAGUGUAUGUAUACUGCAGAUCGAUCUUUGCGUUCUUAUCAUUUUAUGUAAUAUUUUUUUUCCAAGUGGCCAGUGUAGCUUAUAUAUAACUCUUGUGGACAGCUACUCCCUGUGGUGUACAAAUGGAUGUGCUAGUGGACAUAUUGCUGAACUUUAAGCCCUAAGGGCCCUCAAGACCAUGAGGUCAUCACAAGGUCACAAUCACUUCACCCAUAUCGAACACUUAACCCAAGCUACACACCUCAGCCUCAGAUACUUGAAGUAAUUUUACAGUUCAUGCCUUCUGUUACCAUACACGGUUUUCAGUCCUUCUGCUAGUUGCAUUGUAUAUAUAGAUAUACUAUUAUUAUUAUUAUUAUUGCUAUAUCACCAUAAUUAUUACUAUUUAAGCUGGUUGUGUUUUUUAUGGAAAUAUCUCUCCAUUAAGCUGUACGUGUACAUAAAGUUUUGUAAAUACUACAGACAUGAAAAGACGACAAGGAUGAAACACACUGUACAGACAUACGCUUCGAUUAUUUGUGUUCAAUGGUGUUUUCUUUUUUACUGGUCUGUAAUAAAAGUGAUUUUGUUUUUGCAAAUGUGAAGUUGUCAGGCCUAACGUGUCCACUAGAUGGAGCUUUAACACUGAUGCUGCACACUUUAAGAGUUAAUCCAGCCAGUCAUUCCAGCACUUGGAUUCUAGAAACUCAAUUCAUUUUUUAGAAAUCCAUAAAGUUUGUCCGCUAUAAUCAAGUCGAAAUGCAAUAUUAAUGAUGGACAGUAGAUGGCACUCUGGAGUUGCAUUAUCAAUAUCAGUAUCAAAUAGCGGGGGAUCCCAUCUUCAGAGAUACUAGCAUGUUUCAUAUUGUCUUAAAAAGUGCAAGGAAUAAAAUACAAUGCAAACAUA